AUGGCUCGUACCUCGGCUUCCACUGAGCGUCAUCUCCCGGUAUCAUGGGAGCUGAAAUCUCAACUUGACAACAACAAACAACAAACAACCGCCAAUCGCCCAACCGCCGCCUCGACAUGGUGCUCGGCGACUACGAGGGAGCACAAUAGGCGGGACGCGAAACAUACAAACAAUCAAGCGCUCGGCGUCUGCGAAGAAGAGCCCGGAGUCACAGCUACGGCGACACGCGAUAGAACGUGCAAAGGACGCACUGAUUCAGGACAUCCAGAGACGACGAGACACGAGCAAGGCAAACAGGCGCAGCAAGCAGAUGCAAUGCCGGCAAAUGCAACAAAACCGGCGCCCAAUCGGCCGCAGCGGCGCGUAACGGCCGGCCAGAUCCUGUCGAUGCCGCCGAAAUGGCUGGGCAUGUACGACGACUUCAUCACCAAGAACGCCGGCCAGGUGUCGCAGAUUGAGAGCGCGCUGAGGAGCUUGACGUACAUCAUUCCAGGCCGCUUUCGCGAUGCUGAAAUCGCCUCCGAGUCGAUUCACUCGGGCGUCCAGCUGCUGUCGCUCUACCACGACGGCAUCCUCUCGCAGGCAGUGUCCAAGCUGCCGACGCCGCCGGUCCGGUCGGCUCAUGCGCGCUACACGCGGUACUGGACGCAGAAGAGCAAGACGUACCGCAGGAUAGCCAUGGUGCUGCAGAUGGUCGUCUACACGGAGCUGCUGUGCGAAAUGAGCGCCAAGCGGCGCGGCGGCGAAAAGUCCCGGUGGAACGUCAUCGUGCUGCUCGAGGCCAUCAAGGCCUUUUGCCGCCUCAUCCUGCUGCGCGUGACGCGGUCGCGCCCGCUCGUCACGCCGGUGCUGCCGGAGCGAGAGCCCAUCCCCGAGGACGACGACGUCGACGAGGAUCUGGUGACGGCCAGGAGCGAGAGCGAGCUGAUGGACGAGACUUCGCCCGACGGAUCCGCCGUCCUCGUCGGCGGCGGCAGCAGCAGCAGCACGCCGCCGAAGUCCGCGUACGAGAAGGAAUGGACGAUGCCGCGGACGGGCAUGAGCUUGCCGUCGUUGCCCAACCCUGGCGAUGUUGGUUCGUACCUGCUGGGGCGCGUCUUGACGGCCGACGACAUCAAACCUGCCAACAAGCUCCUCAACACUCUGCAAGGAGGCGGCCAGUUUGCCGAGAUGCUCCACAUCCUGACGCCCUUGAUCUACGCGGUGGCGCUGGCCAGGACAAAGAACAAGAAGUCGUGGACGCCGUGGCUGGUGGGCGUGGCGGUCGAAUACGUCGCUCGCCAGCUCCGCCAGCGCAGCCUGCGAACCUCGGCGCUGGAGCGAGACGAAUGGAACAAGAGAGGCUGGGCCAUGAUCUGGUGGAUGAUGCGCGGUGCUUUCUACGAGAACGUGACCAAGGGGGCCGUCAACGGGGUGACGAGCAGAAUGCCGGGCUUCAUCGGCGGAAUCCUACAGGACUACGAAUAUCUGUGGGAGAAUUACUACUUCAGCACGAGUGGCUGA
Messenger RNA from Trichoderma aggressivum f. europaeum, 1503 nucleotides. RefSeq lists its product as uncharacterized. NCBI's taxonomy places the organism in Eukaryota, Fungi, Ascomycota, Sordariomycetes, Hypocreales, Hypocreaceae. Gene Ontology annotation, biological process: peroxisome organization. The record is from RefSeq and is a predicted model, not a curated record. The transcript has 2 exons. Bases 1 to 1503 code for a protein of 500 amino acids. Gene Ontology annotation, cellular component: peroxisomal membrane.